AGCUCCUCAUGUUUUUCAUGUGUCUGCAGGCAUCAUGGUGCGCAUGAACGUUCUCGCAGAUGCUCUGAAAAGCAUCAACAAUGCUGAGCAGCGUGGGAAACGCCAGGUCCUCAUCAGGCCCUGCUCCAAGGUUAUUGUGCGCUUCCUAACCGUCAUGAUGAAGCACGGUUACAUUGGUGAGUUUGAGAUCAUUGACGACCACAGAGCCGGAAAAAUUGUCGUCAAUCUCACAGGCAGGCUGAACAAGUGUGGUGUGAUCAGCCCCCGCUUUGAUCUCCAGCUCAAGGACCUGGAAAAGUGGCAGAACAACCUGCUGCCCUCAAGACAGUUUGGGUGAGCAUCACAUGCACACA
Molecule: messenger RNA, 353 nt
Organism: Plectropomus leopardus (leopard coralgrouper)
Lineage: Eukaryota; Metazoa; Chordata; Actinopteri; Perciformes; Serranidae
Source: RefSeq, a predicted model, not a curated record